Messenger RNA from Porites lobata, 3611 nucleotides. The record is from the annotation of a GenBank genome assembly. NCBI's taxonomy places the organism in Eukaryota, Metazoa, Cnidaria, Anthozoa, Scleractinia, Poritidae.
UCUUCAGAAUCAUUUUGCACUGAUAUAAAUGGAAACAAUAUCAAAAAUGGAGCUUCUUUUGUGCCAGAGCCAAAGCAGGACAAUUUUUGUCUGCAUUGCACCUGUAGUUUUGGCCAGGCCAAAGAUUGUAUUAAAGCAGAAUGUGCGAUUCCAACAUGCAAGAAUUACAAACCUGUUCCUGGGAAAUGCUGUUCCUAUACAUGUCCUUCAGGUAAAGAGAAAUACUAAAUGUAGAGAUCAAACUAUACUGUAUCCAGGGUCACUUUUUUGAAAUGCAUCAGUUAACUAUUUUCCUGUAAUCCAAUUGGUCAACUUUUUCUAGGUGACCCUUGUUACAGUAGUGGUACUAUUAAACUUAGAUUGAGUCGAUUUUUAUUUUUGCUUGCACAAACCUUGUGAUUCUGACGCUAGGGACAUCUCAUACAUCAUCAUCCUAUUAUUUUUUAAAUAUGCUGUGGGACAAAAUUGUGGCUUGUUCCACUCACUUGAGAGCUUCUUUUUUGUGGUGAAAGUUGUGAGGACAGCUUCUGUCCAGUCUAUGCUGUAUGUUACAUUGUGCUUGGAAUCUUUAAUAAUCUUCCUAAUUUAUAAGUCACAAUUCGUAAUCGUAAGACAACCUUUAAUUAAAUGAUAAAAAAUAGGGCAACUGAAAAUAUGUCAUGACAUCCUUGUUAAUUUGAGUUGUGAAGUGCAUUCGAAAAUUUCUACUUUUCUUUUUGAACAGGUGCAAAUUCAGAGGCCGCUGAGUUAGCGAUUAUCAUCAGUUUAUCCGUGGGACUCUUACUACUGCUUAUCCUCCUCAUAGUUGUCAUUGAUAGAAAUCGGAAGAAAAAUCAAAGAAAUCAGACAAGAAAUGAAGUGCUGGAACAGUCACAAAACUUAAGGCCAAGUAAGUGUGGUACUAGUCAAUAUUCUGAAAGGUGCAAAGAAAGUCAGUUUUACAUCUUGCCUUUCAGUCAAGUUGAAGCUAGCAUGUACCGGCCCAAAAAUAAUGUCAACUAACUCCAAAAAAAAACUUUUGAUGAACAGAAUUGAUUACAGUUCUUCCGUAAUUUCAAUUCCCAAAAAACGUCACUUGCUCGUUGAUUAGCCGAUAGCAAAAUCCAUCAGCCGCUGGCCAUUGGACACUGCUUUCUUUGCACGCUGUUUGCAGUUUAAGACAAGGCACAGUACCAGGUUAAAUGAAGAUCUGUUGCUGUGUAAUAGAAGUGGGGUAUGACACCUCAGAGUAAGCAGAGAAAAAAUAAUGCUCAGGGUGCAAAGGAAGUCAUUUUUACAGCUUGCCAUUUGUGCAAGCUGAAGCUAACAUUUACUAGCCCAAACAUCAUUUCAACUAGCCCCAAAAACGUUUUGAUGAGCACAUUGUUUUUCACAGUUCUUCUGUAAUUUGAAUUCCUCAAAAAACUUCAUUUGCCUGUCGAGCAAGUUAAUAACAGAAUUCACUAUCCCGAUAGCAAAAUCCACUGGCCCCCAGGCUAUCAGACACUACUUUCUUUGCACACUGGUGCUUUAUUGCAUCUUCUUGGCAGUUAACAUGCACACAGCACUGCAUCAUGUUUUGAAUUGUUCUUAAUUUUUAGAUCUCGUCUAUUACUAACCACACUUGUUUCAAUUCACUCUUGAAAUGUUUUUGUUUUAGUGCAGAAAAAAACAAAAUCAAAUUUAAUAUGGGAACAUAUGGGUUGGCUGUUGGGGGUUGGUUUAGUUGUGUUACUUUUGAGGUCAUCAAACCUUCAAAUCCCAGCUCUGUAUGUCAACAUAUAAUUACAAACAUCCCACAAAUUUUCAUUUGCUUGUACAUAACAAGUUGAGAUGGAAGACAAUGUAUUAUUUACAUGAACUGUAAUUUGUCUUUUCACCCAACCUGAAAAUAACCUUUUCACAAAAUCUCUUUACCUACAGGACCUCUUAAUAACAGACUUGCUGGUAUCAUAGAAGAGAAUAAUGAAAGAAUUGAGCCUCCUCCACCCUAUACCCCUGGGAGAGGGAGAUACAGUUUUAGAAAACCCCAGUAUGCAGCUCCUCCAUUCACACCAAAUGAGCCGCCACCACCGUAUGAAAUAAACUGCAGACAUGCUACAGAUGUAUAGCAGAGACUGAGUAAUAACUACCUCAGUCUGUUAUUGUGGGUGUGGCAUGCCAGCGCUAGUCCACCUUUACUCCAUGGAAGGUCACUGCGGUGUGAGAAGAGAACUGAACAUACUCUGGUCUGGCUCUGGUCGUCAAAACCUUUCCAAAGGAUGAAGUUGAGUUCAUUGUUUACACUCGAAAGUCAUUAAUGUGAUGUUACGUUUUGUCACGUUCAGUUCUGUUUGAGCUGAGGGAUCAAGAAAACACUAGAGUUGAAGACGUAAAGAGAAGAUACAUGUAUGAAAAAGAGACUGGUAGAAGUUCGGCUGGUUCCUGGGGAUUUAAACGGAAGUACAAAACAAUGAAGCCUGCAACACAGGACUUUCAGCAGUGAAUGGCAGGGAUGAAUAUGACCUGUAGGUUUACGGUCGACUCAUUACCAGAAGAUCUAGCCACCAACCAACUCGCCACCAACUGUGUAGUCUAUACUGGGAGCAAGUCAAGUACCCCGGAUGUAACAAUUCAAUGGUCGAUAGGUGUUACCGUCUGAGAUCUCCUCGUAUCCUAGAUGAAAAGACUGUGUCCUGGUGACGAGUCUACUUCUUGGUGGCUAUUUGAUAGGUGGCGAGGUGACCGGAUACCGACUCUGAGGUUGCCAUUCCUCUUCAAAAACUUCUGUCCAAUAAAAAGAGCUGAUCUGUCCUUUGCCAAGGGCAUGAUCUUCAAGAAAAAGGUUUACAGCUGAUUAUGUGGAAGUUAACUGAACAUUGAGUGUUGGAUCAUUUGUCAAGGCCUGAACUCUUGUACAAUAAUCAAGAAAUGUCUUUCUAAGAAAGAAACAAGAACCUAUGGAGGAUAAUGAUGAAACAGUCCUCAAGAAAUUUGUAGAUAUGUAAUUCUUUUUAUAUUACUGUUUUGUUUCGUUACAUUUGAAACAGCCAGGGAGUUGUAUAUGUUAGGAUCCUACAUGUUUUAUUUCAAACAGUUUACUAUGUGACUUGCUUGCUGCCUUAAGGUUAAAACUCCUCGAUAUCCUCUCCCCCCCCCCUCUUAUCAGUUAUCCUCGCAGGUAUUUAAAGUGGCAACAUGAGAAAGUAAAAAUAAUUGCUUACUAGACUAGAGAUGCAUGUAGCCUUAAUUGCUGGUUUGCAGCCAACGUCACGACAGCCAUGCUGGUGGACAGGAACAAAAAGUGUCCCCCCGCCUCCUUGGCUACACUGGAACUAAACUCUUUUUCGUUCAUAUCUCCCGAAAAAGGUUGUUGUUUUGUACACCACCAUGGCCGUCAUGUGUGUUGGUUGCCUCCGCACAAGGGACUAUUUAAGGCGCAAAUAGGAAAAAUUGUUUGUGGUCCUAUCCUUUACUUUUUGAGUGAAUGUUAAUGGUUCUCGUCACUUUUAUGUUAUUUUUGGGCCACACUAAGAAUUCUGUAAAUAAUUGUAUCUUGGAUAAUUUUUUUUACCGAUGAGAAUUAGAUGUCCUCGUUAGGAAGCGAAUGGCUGUGGCCAAGUGGCUCGUAUUUAAACUUACUUUAGUAGGUA